AUAUGAGUCUGCUUUCUUGCUUUACCAGUGGUCUCUCCCGGGACCAGCAGGCUUGAACUUCACCUGAGGAAGCCCCAGAGCUGUUGGCUCUCCAAGAGAGCCUCUUCAGUGGCACCUACAUGAAGCCUUCUUUGUCUCCUGGAGCGGCACAGUCCCUGAAAAACUGACCACUCUGUUGAGAGAUCAUCCACCUCCAGGAAGCUAGUCUGAGUCCCUCAUGCCAUCAGUGCCUCUUAAACCCUCCAGGUUCUGCACCUAUGCAACCACGAGCUGAAGCAGCUGAGCUCCAUUCUGCACCUGUCACUCUGCUUCCAAGGGACCCUCGUCAGCAACCCACGGUCUCCCAGCCGGCUGGUUCCCUGCAUGCAUUGAGUGGCAUGUCUUCUAGGACCACAGCUUUGGUAUCAUGUGAAAGGAAGAGUCAGUGACCUACAUGCAGAGGAACAUUCUAGAACUUUGGAUCCAGAGGAGAGACAGACCUCGCAGAAACCAGUUCCUAGUGGUCCAACGGAGACCAGGACCCUCUGAAGCUAUGACCCCAGCCCAUCCUGCUCUCCAAUCCUGGAUACAUCUCUGUUUCUGGUGUCUCCUUUUGAUGCCAGCAGUGUUGGCCCAAAGAAGCUUGCACACCCAGGCUGAGGACCGGCUGUUCAAACACCUGUUUGGAAGCUACAAUCGCUGGGCACGGCCAGUGCCCAAUACCUCUGAUGUGGUCAUCGUGCGCUUUGGAUUAUCAAUUGCCCAGCUUAUAGAUGUGGAUGAGAAGAAUCAAAUGAUGACCACCAAUGUCUGGCUAAAGCAGGAGUGGAAUGACUACAAACUACGCUGGGACCCAGCUGAGUUUGGCAACAUCACCUCCCUCCGGGUUCCUUCAGAGAUGAUCUGGAUCCCAGACAUUGUCCUCUACAACAAUGCAGAUGGCGAGUUUGCGGUGACCCACAUGACCAAGGCCCAUGUCUUCUUCACGGGCACUGUGCACUGGGUGCCCCCGGCCAUCUACAAGAGCUCCUGCAGCAUCGACGUGACCUUCUUCCCCUUUGACCAGCAGAACUGCAAGAUGAAGUUUGGCUCCUGGACGUACGACAAGGCCAAGAUUGACUUGGAGCAGAUGGAGCAGACGGUGGACCUGAAGGAUUACUGGGAAAGUGGUGAGUGGGCCAUUAUCGACGCCACCGGAACCUACAACAGUAAGAAGUACGACUGCUGCGCGGAGAUCUACCCCGAUGUCACCUACUACUUCGUCAUCCGCCGGCUGCCGCUGUUUUACACCAUCAACCUCAUCAUCCCCUGCCUGCUCAUCUCCUGCCUCACCGUGCUGGUCUUCUACCUGCCGUCUGAGUGUGGAGAGAAGAUCACGCUGUGCAUCUCGGUGCUGCUCUCACUCACCGUCUUCCUCCUGCUCAUCACGGAGAUCAUCCCGUCCACCUCGCUGGUCAUCCCGCUCAUCGGCGAGUACCUGCUCUUCACCAUGAUCUUCGUCACCCUCUCCAUUGUCAUCACCGUCUUCGUGCUCAAUGUACACCACCGCACCCCCGGCACCCAUAACAUGCCCAAGUGGGUGAGGGUGGCCCUGCUAGGCCGUGUGCCCCGGUGGCUGAUGAUGAACCGGCCCCUGCCGCCUACGGAGCUCCGUGGCUCUGCGGGUCUGAAGCUCGGCCCUACUUAUCACUGGCUGGAGACCAACACGGAUGCUGAAGAAAGGGAGGAGACAGAGGGAGAGGAGGAGGAGGAUGAAAAUGUAUGUAUGUGUGCAGGCCUCGCAGAAUCCUCCAGGGGUGUCCUCUAUGGCCACAGCAGCCUGCAUCUGAGGGCCCUGGGGCCUGGAGCCAAGGCUCCAUCACAGGAGAGUGAGAUCAUGCUGUCUCCUCAGAUACAGAAAGCACUAGAAGGUGUACACUACAUUGCUGACCACCUGAGGUCUGAGGAUGCCGACACUUCGGUGAAGGAAGAUUGGAAGUACGUGGCCAUGGUGGUAGACCGGAUAUUCCUCUGGCUGUUCAUUAUCGUCUGCUUCCUGGGGACCAUCGGGCUCUUCCUCCCUCCAUUUUUAGCUGGAAUGAUCUGAUUUCAUGUCCCCCGUGUUGGCUUCAAGGUGGCCUUGACAACUAUUUUCUGGUCUUCUCUAACUGGAGCCAUCUCUAGAAUGUUCUUCUGGGUCAAUACCAUCUGCCUGCAGUGUUUCUCUGAGGCCCCCAAACUAGUCUGGACUUCAAAUCCUCCUUGGGACAGCUCACAGUGACAUUGUUGUGCCACCUCUGAGUUCACCCAACGUGAUACCUGUUAGGGAUGCUGAGGAACUAGAAAGGGUGAAGCCAUUUGCUCUGCAAAAGGUGACAAUAUGGUGGUGACACCAGGGAGAACAGGAUAGUCCUUAAAGAGCAAUAGGAACCGUAUGCAACCAGAGAAUCAUACAAAGGGACAGAGAGGCCAGACCAGGUCAAAGAGAAAUACAUAUCCCCCCCAAAGAUGGGCACAUGGGGGUAGAGGGAGUGCCUGGGGCAGGAGAGCCCUGAAUAGCACUUUGAAUUCAGAGUGUCAGAGAGGACAACGGGGUGGGGGUGGUAGCUGGGGAAUCUUUAAUCCAGACCUAGGAAGAAGUUCAGGAUCUUCUCUGAACCUGUCUCCAUGUGAGGCAAUAUCAGCAGGACAAGCAUAUUUCCAGGAGGUAGCACGAAACUUCCCAACCUGAGGGUCUCAACCCCUUUCACAUACCAGACGUCCUGCAUAUCAGAUCUUUGUAUUACGUUUGCUGACAGUAGCAAAAUUACUGUUAUGAAGGAGCAAUGAAGCAAUUUUACGGUUGGGAGUCACCACAACAUAAGGGGCUAUGCUAAAGGGUCGCAGCAUUGGAAAGGUUGAGAGGCACCAGUCUGGAUGUCCUGAUGGGUGCUUGGGACAGAGGGAUGUUGCGGAGUUGGGUGGGAGCAUCUGGGCCAUUAUUCAUCUGAAAGCACCUUUGAGCCUCCAGGUUGCCCUCAGCACGGUGUCUCAAUGUUCUGCACUGCAAAGAGGUCCAGUAAUUGCUGCCAGGGGUCAGUGUCACCUUCAGAUCAUCAGCGGGCACGCUAAGAAGGCAUAGCCACUGGUGGUACCCACAGGCCCUGGUCACCGAUUCCCUGCUCUGUGAGCAUGCCUUGCAUAGGAACUGAGAGCUCUUACCCCAAGCUCUUUACACUGCAUUUUCUCCUUCAGGGUAGAGUCUCCGCUUUUGAUUUCUCCCCAGCCCGGCCUCACACUGGGUGACAGAACUCAGCACCUGGACCAUUUGUUCUGAGUCAUGGAAAGAAAUGAGCCCAGAGGCCCCAGAACCUGCUGCAUAACAUCCAAUCCUCAGGGAGGUUUCUCCCCCAACCUUCCCACAGUCUCAUCAGGUGGCUAGCCUGCCUGUCCUGUGCAGCAUGUUCUUGCUCUUGUAACAUUGCAAGACCCUCCACUGCAUAGGAGCCCAGGGGACCGGGCCUCUCAGAAGGCUGCAUAGGAGCCCAGGGAUCAGGCCUCUCAGAACAUUGUCCAGCCCCUGAGGAGUCUGUCCUCAGAAGCCAACAGCAAUGGCAUUGUGGAUUGCUAACAGAUGUAGAGACCAAGGCAGGAAGCAGAGCAGGGCAAGCUUCUGGUGUCUCUGUCUUAGGGUGCUCUCCUUAUGAAACCCCCCCCCAGCACCUUGACAGACCUAGGGAAACGUGCUUACCAAAGGCCUCACCCAGACUCCCUGGUAUCUGUUCCUAUGUGUCCCCAGGACUCAGUCACCAAUUCAGGUCUUGGCUCCUCCCUCCUCCAGUGACUGCAACCUUCAGCCUCCCCUCCCUCUGUUCCAAGCCCUCAGACGUGGUUUCCUGAUGGGGAGAUGAAUGUCGCAUGCUUGCCCACGUCUCCCGUCGCCUUACAUGUGAGUUGACGUGGUGAAAUAAAGCUGAGAUGGUCCA
This is a messenger RNA of Mesocricetus auratus (golden hamster), 3923 nucleotides long. RefSeq names its product cholinergic receptor nicotinic alpha 2 subunit (gene Chrna2). Gene Ontology annotation, molecular function: transmembrane signaling receptor activity; acetylcholine-gated monoatomic cation-selective channel activity. The record is from RefSeq and is a predicted model, not a curated record. Gene Ontology annotation, cellular component: postsynaptic membrane; neuron projection; synapse. NCBI's taxonomy places the organism in Eukaryota, Metazoa, Chordata, Mammalia, Rodentia, Cricetidae. Gene Ontology annotation, biological process: chemical synaptic transmission; signal transduction; monoatomic ion transmembrane transport. Bases 434 to 2065 code for a protein of 543 amino acids. The transcript has 8 exons.